GCAGAUGUGCACAGUCAAAUGCCAUACUUUGCUGUCUUUUAAUAGUUCUUCGGAUUUGGGAUUUUAAAAAGGUCGACUACCAUAAUCAACAAGCAUCUAGCAAUGGAUGCAACAAGUACCAGACCCCUUUUACCGUCUUCCUUGCCGGGACAUUCCCCCUUAUCUCUCUCGGUUUCUGGGUUGCAGAUGUCUUCUUCUUUGCUGCGACCACCGCCACUUUUCCUCCGAGCUGCAGCGGCUACUGCCUGCAACCCUUCCCUGGAGCGGGGCUACCCCCGUACCCCGAAGUGUGCCAGGUGUAGAAACCACGGAGUGGUUUCAGCUCUGAAGGGCCAUAAGCGCUUCUGUCGCUGGAGGGACUGCGUGUGCGGGAAGUGCACCCUGAUUGCCGAGAGACAGAGGGUGAUGGCAGCACAGGUGGCUCUGCGGAGACAGCAGGCGCAGGAGGAGAGCGAGGCCCGAGACCUGCAGUUUAUGUACCCUGCAGCUGGAAGUAGCGAGCAGGGACUGGCUGUAUCAGCGGCUACAGGAGUGACCAGAGGGCCAGGCAUUGCGACACCAAUAACACCCUGUUACGAGGUCUUUGGAAUGGGUGACCAGAAAGGAGAAGAGAAGACACACAAAUAUGACUUCUAUAGUGGGUUCAUGGGACGCCCCUUGCUUUUCCCGCAUCCAGGUCAGAUGCCCUCUACUUUAGAUAAGGCAUCCAGUCCAAGCCUUAUCAUAGAAAAAUCACCUUCUGCUUUAGAGAAGGCAGAGGAUGACGCUGACAUUCAGUCACCGGGAUCAGACCAACUUUCUGAACGAGGUGGAAGUCCAAGGUCACUGUCUUCUUCAGACCUGGAAUCAGGCAGUGAAUCUGAAAGACAAAAAGACUUUCCAUCCCCAAGGUCCAGCCUUCCAGGGUCUUCCUCGAGGCAGAGGGAUCCCACUGACAUCAUGACAAAAAUCUUCCCUCACCAUAAACGUGAUAUGUUGGACUGUGUAGUGCAGAAUUGCAAGGGGGAUAUAGUCCAGGCUAUAGAACAAGUAUUAAAUUCAAAAGAGCAUAAGGAUAACCCCAGUGGUACCGAAAGCACCAUUUCUGAACCUGGUAGUCUGCAACGAUCUUCAAGUUUUGGACUACCUGGAGUUGGUUUAGGACUUAGCAUGGGGCUUGGCACAAAGUCAGCUUUCUCUCCCCUUCAAACCACCCCGACCACGCUUGGAAGUGACACCAGUAUCUACGGUUUAACCCCAAGACUCAGCUUCAAUCCGCUGCGUCUUGCAUAUUCAGCAUCUGGAAGGGGGAUAACAGGUUUCAUGUCUCCCUAUGUAACACCGGGGCUCAUGCCAGCAUUGCAAUUUCGCCCACCAAUGGACUAUUCGUUUCCAGGAAUGAUAAGAGACUUUUCCUAUUUUCAGAACAAAGAAUCUUUAUGCAAUACAGGACUUUACUCUAGAGUAAACCAAGAAAACCAGUGAUUUGAGAUCACGUUAACUGUUACUGUUAUGCUCUUAUGCCAGUCAUAUUUUAGCCAACCUGUUCAGCUAGAUGUUUUUGAAAAAGCUUCCAGUUCAGGGUAUUUAGUUAUAUAAUGGUGAAGGUGCACCACACAAGACUCAAUUGGCUUUGCUUGUAAAUAUAUAAUCAUAACAUUUUAUUUUGAGAAACUGUCUUUAACGGUUAUUACUAUAAAUGAGCUCAGUAAGCAUUAAGCACUAAAGAUUUUUCAUUGAUAAACACUCUUUGCUAUUCGCCAAGGAGUGGAAAUAACAGUAAACGUGCAUAAAGCAUGCAUGCUGAGCUAUAGCCUCUUUCUUAAACAUUUUACACCUUUUAUGUUAUUUUUCUACUGCAGUGUUUGUACAU
Molecule: messenger RNA, 1852 nt
Organism: Polyodon spathula (Mississippi paddlefish)
Lineage: Eukaryota; Metazoa; Chordata; Actinopteri; Acipenseriformes; Polyodontidae
Product: doublesex- and mab-3-related transcription factor A1-like
Exons: 2
Coding region: 103-1464 (453 amino acids)
Biological process (GO): sex differentiation; regulation of transcription by RNA polymerase II
Cellular component (GO): nucleus
Molecular function (GO): RNA polymerase II cis-regulatory region sequence-specific DNA binding; protein binding; DNA-binding transcription factor activity, RNA polymerase II-specific
Source: RefSeq, a predicted model, not a curated record